CUCCCUGUACAGCUGUAUGACCCUGUACAUACACUUCACUCUGGUACACAUAUACAUACAUACAUAUAUAUAUACACACCCCUAUACAUACAUGCAAUUAUAUAUGUACGCAACAUGGGGUAUACAGACCAACAGGUGGAGCAGUAUGUUGGUGAGAUUAAAGGUGGCCUGAGACCAACCAUGAAGCUCACAGUCAUAGGCAUGGUACACUCCAAACCCAAGAGCUUUUCAGUGACCCUGCUCUGUGAUCCAGUGGAUGCCAACAAAGAUGUUGGGCUGUUAUUCACAGUUAACUUCAGUGAGAAAUCCAUCACUCGAAAUGCACGAAUUGCUGGGAAAUGGGGAAGAGAAGAGAAGACUAUUCCCUACUUUCCAUUUACAGCAGGCGACACAUUCAAGAUGGAACUCUUAUGUGAACACCAGCAAAUACGAGUCUUGCUGGAUGGACGGCAGCUCUGUGACUUCACUCACCGCGUUCAGCCUCUCAACUUGGUGAAAGCUUUGCGGAUCUCAGGGGACAUCAAGCUUACCAAAGUGGCUUGAAAAAAGGAGACCAAGAUAUCACCAGAGGACAGAGGAAGAUGUACUUUCUCUUGCCUCAGACAUGUUUUGUCUUUUUCCCCUGACUGAUUCUGGGGAGUGGGAACUGUAUCUUUUUAAUUCGCUGAUGUGUUUGAGAUACA
Molecule: messenger RNA, 683 nt
Organism: Zonotrichia leucophrys gambelii
Lineage: Eukaryota; Metazoa; Chordata; Aves; Passeriformes; Passerellidae
Product: galectin-related protein A-like
Exons: 4
Coding region: 115-543 (142 amino acids)
Molecular function (GO): carbohydrate binding
Source: RefSeq, a predicted model, not a curated record